This is a messenger RNA of Setaria italica (foxtail millet), 1653 nucleotides long. Its product is annotated as flavonol synthase/flavanone 3-hydroxylase. The record is from RefSeq and is a predicted model, not a curated record. Gene Ontology annotation, molecular function: dioxygenase activity. The transcript has 4 exons. The coding region runs from base 373 to 1317 and encodes 314 amino acids. Lineage: Eukaryota; Viridiplantae; Streptophyta; Magnoliopsida; Poales; Poaceae.
CGACUUGAUCUAAUCCCUAUCGCACGGCCGGAUUAGCUGCUGAAAUCAACUUCGAUUCGCUUUGCUCGUCACAAGAUGAGGACUUGAGGAGAAACAAACAAGACGGAAGGGCGCUGGUGACCUGCUUCUUGGCCCCCCGCGCUCCAAUUGCUGAACGGCCACCGCCUUCUCGAUCUGCGUCCUGGCCUUCCGCUCCUCGGCCUUCUCGAUCUGCAGGCCUCCGACGCGACUUCGCGGUGCGUGCGUGAGGGGCAGGCGAUUGGGGAAGGAUGGGAUGAUGGAGGUGGUUGGAGAGCCGUUGGAGAUAAGAUUUUGGAAGAAACUUUUGGAGCUGCUUUAGCAUCCGUCUAGGCAACACCCGCAGCCAUCGACAUGGCGGCCAGCGGCGCCCUCCCCGUGGUGGACCUGACGCCUUUCCUCACCUGGGACGAGGGAGGCAUCGCGCGCGGCACCGAUACCGUGCGAGAGGCGUGCCGGACUCACGGCUUCUUCCGCGUCGUCAACCACGGCGUGCCCGCCGAGCUCUUGGCGCGCGCGCUCGAGCAGUCGGCCGCGUUCUUCGCGCUGCCGGACGAGGAGAAGGCCAGGGUCCGGCCGGCCGCGGCGUCCAAGGCGCCCCUCCCGGCCGGUUAUGGGCGGCAGCCGGCGCACUCGACCGACAAGAACGAGUACCUGGUGGUCUUUGAUCCGAAACUCGGGUUCAAUGUGUACCCAACUGAGCCAGCUGGAUUCAGAGAGACGCUGGACGAGUGCCACGGCAAGCUCACCGAACUGGGGUUGCUUAUCCAGGAGAUCCUGAACGAGUGCAUGGGCCUUCCGCCGGGCUUCCUCAGCAACUACAACAACAACCGCGGCUUCGACCACAUGACGUCAAAGCGCUACUUCCCGGCGACGGAGGAGGAGAACAUCGGCUUCAGCGAGCACGAGGACGGCAACUGCAUCACCUUCAUCUUCCAGGACGGCGUCGGGGGCCUCGAGGUCCUCAAGGACGGCCACUGGGUCCCGGCGGAGCCCGUCGACGGCAGCAUCAUCGUCAACAUCGGCGAUGUCAUACAGGUGCUGAGCAACGGCAAGUUGAAGAGCGCGACGCACCGGGUGGUGAGGAAGUCGGUGCACAGGCACUCGUUCGCCUUCUUCUUCAACCUGCACGGCGACAAGUUGGUCGAGCCGCUGCCGGAGUUCACAGCCAAGAUCGGCGAGGCGCCACGGUACAGGAGGUUCCAGUACAGGGAGUACCAGCAGCUGCGGGUGAGGAACAAGACGCAUCCGCCGGCCAGGCCCGAGGAUAUUAUUCGCAUCACCCACUACGCCAUCUAGCACAGCAACAAAUUAGCUUCUACGCGCAGAAAUGUCGAAGUGGUGCGCUCAUGUGCAAAACUGGAAUGGUCAAUGUGUUGUCAAUCAGCGAGAGUUAGACCAUAGAAUCUACAAAGUCCGUUGAAACUUUCGUUGAAUACAAAGUCCGUUGAAACUUCCAGUCCGGUUAGGAUACCUGGCUUUCACCCAGGCGACCCGGGUUCUCAAAUCCCGGAAAUCGAACUUUUUUUUUUUGCUAUGUUUAUUUAUUUGUCAUUUUCAUGCCUUCUGGUUUCAGCUUUCGCGUCUGUUGUCUGCCACAUUUUAAGCAGUUGAUAAAAAUAUAUUGAAUUUAAA